AUGAGGUUAUUUCAGAAUUCUUAUGAUUUUAAUUAUCCCUGGGAACAAGUUACAGCAGCUAACUGGAAGAAAUAUCCCAACGAGGUUUCCACCCAUGUGAUUGCAGUUGACGUACUGAGAAGGGAGGUUUGUCGUCAAGGAAGGCAGCUAGUAUCUGAAAGACUAAUUACCGUGAAACAAGGCGUGCCUAAAUGGAUUACGAUGAUCGUGGGUGCUUCAAACCUUAGCUACGUAAGAGAAGUCUCAGUGGUAGAUUUAGAUUCCAAGACUUUGACCUUGCGGAGUUGCAAUUUAACAUAUUCCAAUAUUUUGAAAGUUUUCGAAACUGUUAGAUACAGCCCACACCCUGAGGAUCCUCAAAACAAGACGCUUUUUAACCAAGAAGCCCAAAUCACUGCAUUUGUUGCCAUUAACAAGUUGUGCAACAAACUGGAAGAAUUUUCGGUACAAAGAUUCAGAGAUAAUGCAUCUAAGGGAAAGCAGGGUUUUGAUUCCGUUCUUGAAGUUUUCAGUGCUCAGUGGGAUAAAAUGAAUGGUGCAGUCAACGAUUCUCAUUCCGCCAUAAUAAAUGGGAAUUUUGAUUUGAUUAAAAACGCUUUUAGAAACAAGAAUUAA
Zygosaccharomyces rouxii is the source of this 615-nucleotide messenger RNA. Its product is annotated as PRELI/slowmo family protein. Gene Ontology annotation, molecular function: phosphatidic acid transfer activity. Lineage: Eukaryota; Fungi; Ascomycota; Saccharomycetes; Saccharomycetales; Saccharomycetaceae. The transcript has a single exon. The record is from RefSeq and is a predicted model, not a curated record. Gene Ontology annotation, biological process: phospholipid transport. Gene Ontology annotation, cellular component: mitochondrial intermembrane space. The coding region runs from base 1 to 615 and encodes 204 amino acids.